Molecule: messenger RNA, 6013 nt
Organism: Tachysurus vachellii
Lineage: Eukaryota; Metazoa; Chordata; Actinopteri; Siluriformes; Bagridae
Product: serine/threonine-protein kinase 10
Exons: 17
Coding region: 132-4139 (1335 amino acids)
Biological process (GO): protein phosphorylation
Molecular function (GO): ATP binding; protein serine/threonine kinase activity; protein binding
Source: RefSeq, a predicted model, not a curated record
GUGACAACAUACACCAUUAUUCUCUCUCUGUCUCGCUGACAAAUCUGUUUGUUUACUUAAGAGGUUCUCUGGGGACUAAGGGACUAUCUUUUUUAGGGUGUUUUGGGUGAUUAGUUAGGGAGCCAGACGCAAUGGCGUCGCUCCUGAUGCGUUUAUUUCGUAUGGGUGCUGAAAAGAAGAAGAUUCAGCAUUAUGAGCACCUGCGCAGGGAUGUGGACCCCCGUCAGACUUGGGACACACUCGGAGAGCUUGGCGAUGGAGCGUUUGGGAAAGUCUAUAAGGUUCAAAACAACGACAAUGACGUGUUAGCAGCAGCUAAAGUUAUAGGUGUUCAUAGUGAGGAUCAACUGCAAGAUUAUAUCACUGAAAUCAACAUCCUGGCAACCUGUCGUCAUGGCAACAUCAUAUCUUUGCUGGAGGCCAUCUACUUUGAAGGAUGGUUAUGGGUCAUCAUUGAAUUUUGUCCUGGUGGAGCGCUGGAUGACAUCAUGUUGGAGCUGGAGCAUGGCCUCUCUGAGCAGCAGAUCAGUGAGGUGUGUUUCCAGACAUUGCAUGCACUGUGUUACCUGCACCAGCACCAUAUCAUCCACAGAGACCUGAAGGCUGGAAACAUUCUGCUUACCAUGGAAGGCCGUAUCAAACUUGCCGAUUUUGGAGUAUCUGCAAAAAAUGACAACACCCUCCAGAGACGAUCGUCUUUCAUCGGAACACCAUACUGGAUGGCACCAGAAGUGAUCAUGUGUGAGACAUCAAAGGAGAAUGCAUACUCAUGUAAAUCUGAUAUCUGGUCUCUGGGUAUCACACUGAUAGAGGCAGCUGAGAUGGAGCCUCCACACCACACUCUGAACCCCAUGAGAGUGCUGCUGAAGAUCACCAAGUCUCCUCCACCCACACUGACCAACACUCGAAUAUGGUCAAACCAUUUUCAGGAUUUCCUGAAGAGGGCACUACAGAAAAACCCUGAGUCACGAUGGGGAGCACAGCAACUACUUACUCACCCAUUCUCAUACGCCGGGCGGAUCGGACAAACACUCAAGGAGCUUAUUGCUGAAGCUAAAGCAGAGGUCACUGAGGUCAUAGAGGCAGAGUCUCUCUCAGAUCUUCAGUCCUCUGUGGACGAACCUGUAACCAACCCAGCGACACCUGUGAAAGAUGCAAAAGAUGAGCCAGAAAUUCCUCUGACACCUACAUGUGAAGAACCUCCUGAAAUUCCUUCUAAUUCUGAGACGAACAAAGCCCCCAAAGUGACGCGUCGGGCAUCGGGUGCCAUAGAUAAGGCACAGAAAAGAGCCAGGCGUUUAUCAGUCCCGGGAAACCUCCUGUCUUUCCUGACUCGCCGUAAAUCUGGAUUCUGGAGUGAUGAUAUGAAAAACCUGGAGAAUCAGGCGCAACAGGAGGUCAUUGUCAGCCCUUGCGAAGGAGAAUCACAUACAAGUACACUAGAAAUUGAGGAAGAAGGGAUGGAAAAGGAAGAGAAACCUAAGGAGCUGAAAGAUGGACCUGAUCAGAGCCCAGAUAAACUUGAUGGAGAAACAGAACAGAAACCAAUGCCUGAGAGUGACAUGGACUGCAAGGACAUCGAGGCGAACAGUCAGAAAGAUGAAGAAAUGCAACAGGAGGUCAUUGUCAGCCAUUGUGAAGGAGAAUCACAGACAAGUACACUAGAGACUGAGAAAGAAGGGAUGGAAAAGGUAGAGAAACCUAAGGAGCUGAAAGAUGGACCUGAUCAGAGCCCAGAUAAAGUUGAUGGAGAAACAGAACAGAAACCAAUGCCACAGAGUGACAUGGACUGCAAGGACAUUGAGGCAAACAGUCAGAAAGAUGAGAAAAUGGAACAGGAAGAGAAUUUAUCUGAACAGGAAUCACUACAGGAUACAGAGCUUAAGAUUAGUCCAAAUGCUGAUCAAUCUAAAGAUGAGCAAACUUUCUGGAGAUGUCUUAGUGAACCGAUAGAAAAAGACGAUAGACUUGGAGUAGCUGAUUUGCAAAAUGUUCUAAUUGGCAUGCUGAAUUUGGAAAUUUCGCACUUAUACCAGAAACGUGAAACCAAAGAAGUAAGUUUAUACGAUUAUCUGGAUUUAGCUGGACAUGGGACAGCUUCUAAAGUCAUGUCCACAGUAGAGUUAAUUGGAAAGCCAGUUGUGGAAGUUUGUGUUCUUGCUUCUGCGAAAAAGACAAGCGACGAACAGACUGAGGGUGUAAUGCAGAAGGGUUUGAAAGAGGAUGGAGAUGGACGAGUUGAAGCUAAAGAGGAGGAGGAAAAGAUAGCUGAAGAUGGAGGCAAACACAAAGAGGAGGUAUGUGUUAGGAAAGAAAUAACCGAAGAGACAGGGAAGGACCAACAUUUUGACAAUGCUGAAAUAACAGUGCAAAUAAAUGAUUUAACUGGUGAAGAAACAGCACAAGCCCAAAGUCAGCAAGAAUCAGAACUGAAAAAAGAAUCUGAGCAAAAUGAACCACCUGAAGAAGAACUGAAGAAGGAGAAAGCACCAGAAGAGAACAAUUCCAGACAUGGGACAAACCCUGAUGAGAUCCCAAGUCCAGGAAGCAGAGAUGUGGAUGAGGAUGUAACAACUGACCAAUCAGAUGAACCCAGGAAUCUCACAGAGACUGAUUCACAGAACGAGUCGCUUGCAAAUGACACAGCAGCAACGUCACAGCUUCAUACUGACUGUCCAAUGUUUACCGAGACACCAACAGAUGAAGUGAGCUCAAAAAAGUCCAACGGUGUUUCUUUUGACAAAAAGGAUACCAAAAGUACCAAGCAGGUUAGCUUUGCGCACAAACAAGAGACACACAGUAUCCUGAAUGGCAACUCAAACACAGAAGCAGCUCACACCGAUUCAAAUGGUUUACUACACCAUACCAAUAAUCAGCACAAUGACGAGUCAGCGCUUUCACAAAAAACUGAAACGAAUUUACCUGUGGGCCGGAAAACAGUGAAGAAAACUCGAAGAUUUAUGGUAGACGGGCGCGAGGUGAGCAUCACAACAUCAAAAGUGCUCAGUGAGAGAAAUGAUAAAGAACAGCAGAUGCGCUCAAUCAGGCGACAGGAGUUGCACGCUCUGAAGCUGCUGCAGCGAGAAGAACAGCGAGAGUUUACACAGCUGGAACAGAAACUGCAGCAACAAAGAGAGAUGAUGUUCCGGCAUAUUGAACAGGAAAUGAGUAGUAAGAAGCAGUACUACGAUAGUGAACUGCAGCGUCUGGAGAAACAGUACGAACAGCAGAGCCAAAAAAUGGAGACCGAGCACACGGCACGUCUCCAAGAUGAUGCACGGCGUCUUAAAUCCCAGCAAGAGAAGGAGCUCCGAGCACUUAAAAUGGACCCUAAAGAAGAGCAGCGUUUUCUGCAAAAGCAGCAGCAGGAGCUAAAUGAAGUGCUACAGAAAGCUGUACAGGAACACAAAAGGAAAGUGGCUUCCAUGGAGUGGGACAUCACUGUCAAAUCUCAGCAGCUCAAGAGAGCACGUGAGUCGGUGGUCUGGGAACUGGAACAGCGGCACCUGCAAGAGAAAUAUCAUUUAUUCAAGCAGCAGGUGAAGGAGCAGUAUUCUCUACAGAGACAGCAACUCAGCCGGAGACACAGCAAGGAUGUGGAGCGUGUGUCACGGUUCCAGCAGGGCCUAAUAGAUGAGCAGAAGUCUUCUCAGGCUCAGGAAAGAGCGCAGUUUCAAAGGGCUCAACGGGCUGAACUCAAAGGUUGCAUAAACCGGAUUAGGCAAGACCUGAGGAAGCAGGGGUUAAGCGGGACCGAACAGAGGCAAAAACUCACACAGUUCAUGUCAGAGGACGAGAGCAGGCAGAAGCAGGAGUUCAAGUCUCUCCAGGAGAGUCAGGAGCUCCAGUUUAAGGAACUGCAAGAUCAGUGUGACUUCAACAUCACUGAGCUCCAUCAGCUACAGAAUGAGAAACUGCAGGUUCUGGUGGAGAUGGAGAAGAAGAAGAUCAAAAGGUUGGAAGAUGAACACACACUAGAACUGAACGAAUGGAGAGAUAAACUCGCCUGCAGGAAAGAGGCACUGGAAGAAGACCUGGCUCGUAAAAAAAGAGAGUAUGAAGGAACCAGAAGACGAAGUGAAGCAGAAAACCGAUAUGCUCGGCGUUCCAGAUUCUUCCCAAACCUCACUUUUCACUGACUAACUCAAACUAAACUUUCAUGUGUUUAUGUAACUAUAUGUAUUUUAAAUUGAUCCUGAUGUUCUGGAAUUGUGUCUUCAUCUGAUAUAAACACUGAGCCAGUAUGCCAGGGUGAGCGAACAACAUUUAAUACAUAUAUAAAUAUAUACAGUGUUGCUUAAAUGUUUAUGAGCCCCUUAGAAAUUCCUAUAUUUCUGCUUAAAUAUAACCCAAAAUAUCAUUAAGUCCUAAAAUUAAACAAAGUGAACACAAUCAAACAAAUGAAUCAACAAUAUUAUACUUUUUCAUUUAACUAUUGAGAGAUAUGAUCCAGAAUUACAUCUCUGUGACUUGCAAAAGAAUGUGAACCUUUACUUUCAGUCCAGAAGAGCUUCAACACUCGGAUUUAAUGGGUGUCCUUACAUGAACUGUAUGAUUCAGGUCCUUCCACAAUUUUACUUUGGAUUAAAGUCAGGAUAUUGACUUGGCCAUUCUAAAACAUUAUCUUUGUUUCUCUUCAAUCAUUCUUUGGUACACAGACUUGAGUGCUUGUGAUCGUUGUCUUGGUGUACGACCCAUGUAUUCUUGAGAUUCAGUUUAUGGACAGAUGUCUUGCCAUUUUUAUUUAGAGUUCACUGGCAUAAUUCUGAAUUCAUUGUUCCAUCAAUGAUGGCAAGCUGUCCUGGCCCAGAUGCAGCAAUACAGGUCCAAAGCAUGAUACUACAACCACCAUGUUUCAUGGAUGGUUUAAGGUUUUUAUGGUGGAAUUUAUUAUUUUCCUUUCUCCAAAAAUAAUGCUUCUCAUUUUAAAACAAAAAGUUUUAUUUUGGUUAUUUUGGUCAUUCCUCCACAAAUUAUUUUUCAAUUGUCUUCUGGCUUGUCCACAGGAUCUUUAACAAACUUCAUGGGCUGCAAUGUUUUUUUUAGAGAGAAGUGGCUUUCUUCUUGCAACUCAGCCUUGCACACCAAGGUUUAGUGUUCACCUGAUGGCAGACUCAUGAAAAUUAACAUAAGCCAAAGUAAAAGAGACCUUUAGUUGCUUAGAAGUUCCCCUGUAUUCCUUUCUUACCCAACAGACUAUUACUGUACAUGUCUAUCUUUUGGAGUGAUCUUUCUUGGUUGACCACCUCUGGGAAUGUACCAAUGGUAAUGCAUUUCCUAGACUUUGGAUAUAUCUCUGUUCUUUAAAUAAAAUUGGACACUCAUGGAGACCUGAUAAUCUCAUUGACUGAAAACAGAUGGACUCUAAUUUGACUUUGAAAUUAAGUACUAAACCUAGAGAUUUACAUACUUUUGCCUCUCACAGAUAUAUAAUACUGGAAUAUUUUCCUGAAUAGAAAAAUUAGUUAGUAUUAUAUAAUAGUAUAAUAUAUUUGUCUGAUCUGUUUGAUUGGGUUCACUUGGUCUGCUUUUGGGACAUUUGUUUUGGGUCAUAUUUAUGCAGAAAUAUAGAAAUUUCAAAGGGUUCACAAACGUUCAAGUGACACCGUGUUAUACAUUUAUAAUAAUUAUAUGUAUGUAUAUAUUUACUGUAAACAGCACAACAGUGCCAAUUUUCACAUCUGUAAUAUAGAUGUAGUAAAUAUGACCUGGAUGUGUAUAUAGCAGUGUGUGAUACAGUGAAUGUAAAGAACCGACUUUAGCAUUUAGGUUUUUUAUUUCAAUAGCUGUGUAGUGAUGCUGUACUGUGUAUAUACAAAAACUCUCAAAGCCUUGUACAAUGGCACUUGCACUGUGUUUCUUAAUUAUUUUCAACACGAUCACAUGAGCAUGUCUGGAGUUCACGUGAAAAAUUCAGUUCAUCAAUUUCUACAUUUCUGGUAUGACGUACCGACUCUCACUGGCUUUGAUUACAAUAAAAUUCAUUUAUUUGCAAUAAAAAUAUUGAAUGGGA